AUGGCGAAACGGAACGCAUCGAUAGUGUUGCAAUACUCUACAGCUUAUCCGUUCAGGUACCGAGGUAAUGUUUUCCUAUGCGCCUACUGCAGCGAGGGCUACGAAGAUCCUAUCCACUUAAGGAGACAUAUUAAUUGUAAUCACCAAAAGUUCAAAGUCUCAAGAGCAUUCGGCCAUACCAGCAGCGGCAAAGAUUACCUUAAGGUUGACUGUACCGAUCUAAAAUGUAGGCUGUGUUUCAAAUCUUUCCUGAACUUAGAAGAAGUCGCUCGACAUCUCAUUGCAAAACAUGAUUGUAAAGAUACUCGACAGCUAUGUCUUGACUAUGACAUAGGCAUGCAACCGUACAAGUUAGUAAAGGAUAACUGGAUUUGCUUCUUGUGCGAGUUCAAAUUUCCAACUGUAACAAAACUCUGUCGCCAUAUGUCAUCGCAUUAUCAAGAGUAUACAUGCGAAGUUUGUGGGACCGCAUUGGAAAUUCACGGACGUAGAAACAGUGCGAAUGAACCAAAAAAGAAAAUUGUACUUGUAUACCAGCCGCCACAGCGGCGAAACGCUGAACUUAUACUAACUUAUUCUACCGCGUACCCCUUUAAAACUAGAUUUAGUCAAAUACUCUGCUCAUAUUGCCACGAAGAAUAUAGCACUCUCUCAGAUUUGAGAUACCACAUGAAAGUCGAGCAUAUUAACUCUGACUUUAAAAAUGUAUUUUACAGAGCUAAAGAUAAUCUCAUUAAGAUUGAUAUAACCAAUUUAAAAUGUACUAUUUGCACUCAGGAGAUCCAAGAUAUCGACGGUCUAAUGAGUCAUUUAUAUAGCGUACAUAACAAGCCUGUCAAAUUCAAUGCUCGUUAUGGCGUUCUGCCUUACAAACAAAGUUCUGAAAACCAGUGGAUUUGCAUAUACUGUAAUAAGAUAUUAAAUGCGUUUAUUAGUUUUAAACGACAUAUUGUUACACAUUUUAUGAAUUAUACAUGUGACAAAUGCGGAACGAUGUUUGUGUCAGACCACGCGUUAAGAGAUCAUCAUCGCCAGGUUAAAUGCUUCAGGGCUGCUUACAAGGCUCGAAACGGGAGGGUCUUGAAGCCCAGAACAAAUGCAGAAAUAAUUCUCCAAUGUUCUACGGCUUCCCCGUUCAGAACUUGGAAAAGUAAUUUCAACUGCGUAUUUUGUAGGGUACAAAGUAAUGAUCCCAGCAGUUUAAGGCUACAUGUGGUUACAGCUCACGCUAAUUAUGAUGUUAAAGCAGCGUUUUAUAAAAAACUAGGAAAAGAUUUUUUAAAUAUUGAUAUUACUGAUCUUCAAUGCAAACUCUGUUUUAUGCCAAUAGAUACUUUUGAAAAUCUUAUUUACCAUCUAAAGAACGAUCACCAACAACCCAUAAAUGAUGAUGCACAGUUAGGUGUCCUGCCAUUUCGAUUGAAUGACGGAUCAAUAUGGAAGUGCACAAUAUGCCCAAACGAAUUCAAAGACUUUGUGUCCCUAAAGAAGCAUACUUCAGAACAUUUUCAAAAUUACGUUUGUGACACAUGCGGUGAAGGUUUUAUUACGGAAUCUGCAAUGAUAGCUCAUACGAAAAUACCUCACGAAAACAAGUAUAACUGCAGUCGUUGUAUAGCUACGUUUUCUUCGCUGGAUGAAAGAAAUUUACAUGUAAAAACACAACAUACCUCUAUGCCUUACAUGUGUGUGUAUUGCAAAGAGAAACCGCGCUUCGCGAACUGGGAGGUUCGGAAAAAGCAUUUGAUGGCAGUUCAUAAUUACAAAACUGGAGCUGAUAAAUACGAAUGUACGACAUGUCAGAAGUCUUUCAAGACGAGAUCUGGAAAAUACAAUCACAUGGCGAGAGUACAUAGAAUUAAGAAAGAUUCAGAACUCAAUUACCCUUGUCCAAGUUGUCCAAAAGCUUUUACAACCAAAUUAUUCUUGGACAAGCACGUUGCUAAAAAGCACAUUGAUGUGUGA
Arctia plantaginis is the source of this 1965-nucleotide messenger RNA. NCBI's taxonomy places the organism in Eukaryota, Metazoa, Arthropoda, Insecta, Lepidoptera, Erebidae. The record is from the annotation of a GenBank genome assembly.